Messenger RNA from Pomacea canaliculata, 2890 nucleotides. RefSeq names its product retinoic acid receptor RXR-alpha-B-like. The record is from RefSeq and is a predicted model, not a curated record. Gene Ontology annotation, molecular function: nuclear receptor activity; zinc ion binding; sequence-specific DNA binding. Gene Ontology annotation, biological process: retinoic acid receptor signaling pathway; regulation of DNA-templated transcription. Gene Ontology annotation, cellular component: nucleus. The transcript is spliced from 8 exons. NCBI's taxonomy places the organism in Eukaryota, Metazoa, Mollusca, Gastropoda, Architaenioglossa, Ampullariidae. Bases 216 to 1502 code for a protein of 428 amino acids.
AGUCCUUUGAUGACGGAUGAGAUCUUCUUCAGUGUAGAAUUUUCGCAUCACAGGUCCCUUGUGCCAGACUCAAUUCAAAGCCUUUUAAAGUCUGUGAAGUUGUGACAGGUCCUGCUGAUGCUGAAGAGGCUUCUUUAUCCGACAGUUAAAGAUCUGCUCAACUGUGCUCCUAUGAGACAGUUUGUGUCCAGGGAUCGUUUACUGGAGACACAGACAUGGAUGGAGCCAACUUUUCUCAAGACUCCACUGACUCAGAUGCAAUGGAAACAACCUUUCCACAGUCCAUAAUAGAGACAGCCACAAGUAGUCAGAGUAAUCUGGACAACAGCAACAAUAUUGUCAUCAUAAUGCACGAUUCCACUGGGGAAACCAGUACAGCUAAUAGUGCUAGCAUUACGAGUGGCAGGACCAGUGGUCAGCUGCUGACUGGACAGACAGCACAUGUUGGGGUACUGGUUGCCCAUGAUCAGCAACAAGCAUCGGAGGGAGCAUUGAAGGCAUGUCAUGUGUGUGGUGAUCACGCCUCUGGAUAUCACUACUCUGUCUUCUCCUGUGAGGGCUGCAAGGGGUUCUUUAAACGUACAGUACAGAAGAACCUUAUCUACUCCUGUAAGGAUAUGGGCAACUGUGUCAUCAACAAAUUCACACGCAACUCAUGUCAGCACUGCCGCUUCAACAAGUGCUUGGUCAUGGGCAUGAAAAAAGAAGCUGUUAGGGAAGAUCGUUCACCAGGAGGUAAACAUCGCCACAAACGUCAAAGACUAGAUGAAGUUGCAUCUGUGACAGCCGGCACCAUUCCCACAAUGCUAGAGACGCCACUGGAAGUUCCUGAGUUUCAUGACCCACUGGUAGAUCGUCUAGUGGCAGCCAGACCAGACCGCAUCCCCAAGGCUGAGCAUGGACUUACUGGUUGCAUUCUCUCUGCUACUGAGCUGAUGCAGUAUGGGUAUGUGGAACUUAAGUACAUUGUGCAGUGGGCCAAGAAUGUACCAGGAUUUCAAGAUCUGUGUUUGGUGGACCAGAUGGCACUGCUAAAGUCAUCCUUCAUGGAAUUGAACGUGUUCCGUGUGGCAUACAGGUCCAUGGGGCUCGACAACAUGAUCAAGUUUGCAGAGCAGGUUGUUAUGUCCCUGGAAGAGACCCAGACUAUGGGAUGGGGCAAGGAACUUGUCAACGCGACUGUGGAUUUUGCUGUGCGACUGAGUGAGCUUAGUCUAGACUUGACAGAGUUCUGCAUCCUGAACGCUAUCAUCUUGACAUACCCAGAUGCCGCUGGGAUUCAAGACAAGAUGCAAGUUAUGAGCCUGCAGGUGCGUGUCUUGGACUCCCUGCGCCGUUACAUGGCCUACCGCUUUCCAGGAGACAACCGUCGUUUUGGCAAGGUGCUACUUCGUUUGCCAGCUCUUCGUACUGUCAGUGCCAAGGCAGCGGAGCGCUUUUUAUCUCUGACUCUUGAUGGGUCUGUGCAGCUUAAUGAACUGGUUCUGGAAAUGAUUAACUAAGCUAGAGACUGAUCCAGGGGUUAGUUAAGCUAGAGAUCACUAGAAAAAGCACAAAUCAAGAUGAUUGACUCCAUACUAAAAAAUAAAUUCUUUUUUGUAGAGUGGUGGGCCCCAUUAGUUUUCAUCAAGUGGCACGUUGUUUUGGGUCCUUCAUUUUACACCAUGAAGUAAGAGUUGCAGUAAGACACACUAUUCAUACAGGUUAAAAAAUGCGUUAUAAAUGUUGUGAACAUUUAUGUUUUGUUGUGAACAUUUAUGUUUUCAACAAGGAUGUCUGAUUUCCAGAUGUGAACAUGAGAAACUAUUUGCAAUCACUUUAAGACAAAUGGUUACGGAGUUGCAGAAUUAUUUAAGUUGGAAUUGACAAGAGGUGAAACUGAGAAGUAGGAAAAGAAUAGUCUUUCUUUGUCAAUUAAAAAAAAGUGGGUAGUGUUAAAAAAAGUCAGGACAACUAAAACUGUGAGUUGCACAUUACAGUAAAGUUUGCAUUCUUUAGAUAGGUAAAAUCCAUCACUUUCUAAUGGUGGUAUCCACAACAUAUUUUACAUAUUUACUUUUAACGUAAGUCAGUCUCAUUAAAAUGUAAAAAUUGAUCUGAAAGGUAGGUCACCAAGCAAAAAUAUCGAUGAUCUAAAGUAUUUUACAAGGUUUUUUAAACAAUAUGAAGGUAAGAAAAGCUCAGAAGAUGUUUUCUAUGUUUAGAAUACAUAAUAACAUAAAAAAAUGUAAUUUUUGUCAAAAACACUACCGUGCCCACCCCUUUAAGCAGAAUGCGCAAUGUAAAAGUGAGAGUGACGUGCAAUAGAUUGGAAGAAAGUAUCGUCUGCUGUGAGUGAGAUAGGAGUAUGAGAGCAUUAUCUGCAUCAGUUGCAUGUCUUCUUUCUUGUAAUUGAUGUUUUUCAUUAAAGAACAAUUCUAUCUGUGCCUGUAAAAUUUAUUAAAGAAGUGGAUUGGUAUGGGUAAAGGAAACAGUUUAUAUUUGAAAGAAGUUUAGUCAACAUAACCCAUUUAGCAGGAUGAGUGCAAACUUGAGGCAUUGCACAAGAACAGAAAUAUUGGUCAACAAGGUGUUUUGGUUAGGAUGCAAUGAGACACGUUUUCAUAAUGUAUCAAGAUAUUGCUAAUCACAUACAGCUGACCUCUUUUCAACAGAUGGAUGGAUGGACUUAUUUUGACAAUAUGCUUUGUGGUCCUUUUUGUAACUUCUUGAAAAUCAUAAAUGCUGACAUUCUUCUGUAUUGAAUUUCAAACAUAUAGCUCUAAAUAUUAAAACGAAAAUUUUAAUUAUAUCAAUUUAAGUUGCUCUCCUAGAAAUAAUUAUAAGGAUCAGUCUAUGUUGAUGGACUAUGAUCUCAGAAUAUACUGAUUAAAAAAAUAUCAGUUCAAAA